Dendrobium catenatum is the source of this 1274-nucleotide messenger RNA. RefSeq names its product homeobox-leucine zipper protein HOX6-like. Gene Ontology annotation, molecular function: DNA-binding transcription factor activity, RNA polymerase II-specific; sequence-specific DNA binding. Gene Ontology annotation, cellular component: nucleus. Gene Ontology annotation, biological process: positive regulation of DNA-templated transcription. The transcript is spliced from 2 exons. The record is from RefSeq and is a predicted model, not a curated record. Bases 99 to 1100 code for a protein of 333 amino acids. Lineage: Eukaryota; Viridiplantae; Streptophyta; Magnoliopsida; Asparagales; Orchidaceae.
CUUCGUUUUUCUAUCGCUGGGUUUAUCGGCGUUCCUGCUUAAUACAGAAAUGGGAGAGCUAUGUAGGCCCCUAAGGCGACAGAGACAGAUAGAGAUCUAUGAGGAACAAAAUGUUAAGCAACAGCUACGUGGAAUCAAUAGAAAGACAGCUUGCAAAGCCAAGGCGGGCAAGUCCUUCACGCCAACUUCCCCGCCCGCCUUUCCUCCAUUGGCUCUCUACCCUCCUCCCCCCAUUUCGGCAGCUCAUCUAUAUCUCCCGCCAAACCACGCCGGCGAAAGCUUUUCUAAAUCUCCCGACACUUUCGCUUCCCGUAUUUCACGAAUGCUGGCUGCAGAUGAUGAUGGAUUCGAAUGCGGUGGGAAAUUUGAUCGAUAUAAUGAUGCUGAGUAGUAGCAACAGCAGUAGUAGCGGCUGUGAGAAUGAUGCUGCAGCUUCUGCGGCGGCGGCGGCGGCGGCGGCGGAGUUGGCGGUGGAGAAGAAGAGGCGGUUCACUGAGACGCAGGUGAAAUCACUGGAGGUGAUGUUUGAAGAACAGGCGAAGUUAGAGCCCAGGAAGAAGCAGCAGCUGGCUAAGGAGCUUGGUCUGCAGCCCCGGCAAGUGGCUAUAUGGUUUCAAAACAAACGUGCUCGAUGGAAGUCCAAGCAGCUUGAGCGAGCUUAUGCCGCUCUCAGCGCAGACUACGAUGCGCUCCGUUCCUCCUUCGAGUCCUUGCUCCACCAGAAAAAUGUUUUAUCCGUGCAGGUGCAAAGGCUUGCGGAGAUGGUGGAGAGUAAUAAUCAACGGGAGAAAAAGGAGAGCAGCAAGCAGAUUGACUUCACUGUAACACGCAGUGAGGCGGAAAAAACUCCGAUACUGAGCUUGUCCUCAAACAAGAACAAUUAUGAUGUGGAGAGGAAAGUGAACCACCUUUCAGUGGGUAAGGAGGUGGAGCAUCAUCUGCACAAAACGAAGGAACAAGCUGGGGGUGGCAGGAUUUUGGUUUCGGAUGACAGUACAGAACAAAAACAGUUCUGCUUCCACAGUACCGGUUGGCCGUCAGAUCAGCUGAUGAAUGGCGGUGGUUGCUCUCAGUGGUGGGAGUUUUUGUCUUACGAAUAAGCAAUAUUUCAUUUCCGUAGACAUUAAGAUGGAGUAACGGGCUCCUCAUUUCCCUGUCAUCUACCGAGAUGAUAAAUAUGUGGCGUGAAUGCGGCAAUUAAAACAGAGGUCUUUAUAAUAGAAAAUCAUGGUAUAUACGGUUGUAAAUAAGUUGAUUUGGAAGUUCUUUUUUUA